AUGAGCACACAAGUCCCUUCUGCAAACUUGAACGGAACCAACGGUGGUCCCGAAUCAGCGGGAAUCGCAAAGACUGCAUCGAUUCUCGAUCCUGCAAAAUUUCCACAGACGCUCGAAUCGCCGACCAUCUACAUAUCGCUUGUCUACGACCCUCUGGACAUCACAGCCUACCUGAGAUUCACCCGGUCCGCCACGGCAGGAGCCAACAUUCUCUUCCUGGGCACCACGCGCGACAAUUUCGACCACCGACCGGUAUCUCGACUGUCGUACUCGGCGUACCCAUCUCUGGCCCUGAAAUCUCUAUACGCGAUCGCCGAAGACGUCCAGAAGAAGCACGGGUUGGAAAAAGUCGCGAUAGUGCAUCGCUUGGGAGAGGUCAAGGUGGAAGAAGAGAGCAUCGCAGUCACUGUCAGUAGUGGACACAGAGCUGCGGGCUGGAAAGGCGCCGAGGAAAUCCUCGAGCGUGUCAAGGCCAGGGCUGAAAUCUGGAAGAGAGAGUGGUUCGCCGACACCGGUGAGAUGGAAGAGGGCGUCUGGCGUGCAAACAGGGACAGAGAUGCAACGGGGAGCAUCAUUGACAAGUCGACUACGCAUUCGACCACCACUGGCACCGGUGCUGGCAACUGA
Exophiala aquamarina CBS 119918 is the source of this 627-nucleotide messenger RNA. RefSeq lists its product as uncharacterized. The transcript has a single exon. Gene Ontology annotation, cellular component: cytosol. The coding region runs from base 1 to 627 and encodes 208 amino acids. The record is from RefSeq and is a predicted model, not a curated record. Gene Ontology annotation, molecular function: molybdopterin synthase activity. NCBI's taxonomy places the organism in Eukaryota, Fungi, Ascomycota, Eurotiomycetes, Chaetothyriales, Herpotrichiellaceae. Gene Ontology annotation, biological process: Mo-molybdopterin cofactor biosynthetic process.